Messenger RNA from Melampsora larici-populina 98AG31, 339 nucleotides. RefSeq lists its product as uncharacterized. NCBI's taxonomy places the organism in Eukaryota, Fungi, Basidiomycota, Pucciniomycetes, Pucciniales, Melampsoraceae. The coding region runs from base 1 to 339 and encodes 112 amino acids. The transcript has 2 exons. The record is from RefSeq and is a predicted model, not a curated record.
AUGGGGAAGUACAAGUCACCAGCAACCCGAUUAUCACGUCUUAAUCGUUCGAUUCAAAAGCACCUUGAACGACCAACUUAUGGAACAGUCGUUUGUCUUGAUUUGGACACAUCCGAACUCUUACUGGUUGUACGAUUUACCGAGAAGUCCAGUCUUGGGGAGGACAUUUACCAAUCUUAUAAUCAUUCGAUUAGCACUAUCUACCAGCAUGCCAAAGCUAGAGGCGAGGUGAAAACCAAUGGUGCCACUUACCGGGCCAGGAGACUGGGUCGCAAAUAUGGUCGUAUGUUCGCUGCCGGAUUUCGCCCAGGUUACGAAUCAGGGAUCAAAGGAGGUUAG